AUGGCUAAAAAUAUAAUUUAUAUUUUAUGUCCAAGUGGACAUCGACGAAAAGUACAAAUGACACUCAAUAGUAGUUUACUACAAGUACUUGAAGAUAUGUGUACUGAAGAAAAUUUAGAUUCAUCUGAAUGGGGACUUAUGCAUCAACGUACAAAAUGUAAUUUAACAAUACCAUGGCGUUUACAAAGUAUUCCAACAAAUGCUAUAUUAGAAAUGUAUAAACUUGAAAAUCGUCGACAAACUGAUGAUAUUAAUAUUCAAUUACAAUUACCUGAUAAUUCAAGAUAUUCUAGUUGGUUUGAAUCUACAGUUACACUUCAAGAAAUGCUUGAUUGGUUUCGUAUACAACCAGAUAGUAUGAUAGCUGCUCUUGAUAUUUCAAUGAGUGAUGAUCGUAAUUCAUGUCCAGUUUGUUCAUAUAUGACAGAAGAAAUCAUCGGUGAAUAUGCUUUAUCAAAUACAACAUUACGUGAACUUGGACUUUCAAGUGGAACAGCUGUUAUACGUUAUAAUUUACGAUCAGUUAGUGAUGCUGAAUUAGUAAAAAUAAAUAGUCGUAUUGAUGAUAAAAUUGGUCGUCGACGUCAACAACAAUAUGAACAAGAACAAAAAUCUAAACAAAUAACAAAAUCUGAACCUAUACGUUCAUCUCCUCCUUCAAUAUCUAAUUCAUCACGUCCAUUAAUUAAUUCUGAUAUAACAACAUCAAAUGAUGAAGAAUAUUCAAUAUUUCGUGAUCCUCCAGCUGCUACUGCAUCUCGUCCAACAACAACAACACGAUCACAACAACAUUCACGUACAUUAGCUGAAGCAAUUGGACUUAAUCUAUCAUUAGAUCUUGAAUCUGAUAUUAAAAAUCAACAAAAAACUCAAAAUGAUUUUCGUAAUUUUAAAUUUCCUGAAUCAACAAAAGGUAAAAAUCUUUAUCAUAAUGAAUUUGAUGAUGAUUAUAGACGUACACAAGAUGUUAAACCAUGUGAUCGACAUGCAAUAGCAUAUGAUCUAACAAAAACUCGAACAAAACGUGAUAAUCGAAAUAAUACAUCUGAAGAAUUACCUGAUAGUUUUUAUGAAUUAACAGCUGAUGAUCUUCGAUCUGUACUUAAAGAUUUACAACAACAAAGUACUACAGAUAAUCCAUUAGAAACUCGUAGUAUGCGUGAUCGUUUACAUUCAACACAUAUUAUUGUUUAUGAACAAAUAGCUAUUCGAUUUGUUGUUAAUAAUCAUUAUAUACUUCAAGGAUUAUUUCGUCCUGAAGAACCAAUUUCACGUCUUAUUGAUUUUAUACGAACAAAUCUUAUAUGUCGACAUAUAGGAGAAAAAGAUUUUUAUUUAUAUACAUCACCACCACGUAUUAUAUUAUCAGAUUUACGAAAACCUUUAUCAACAUAUGAUUUAUCACCUGCAGCUUUUGUCUAUAUGGGUCAUCGAACAAUAUCACCACUUAAUAUACAACUUAUAUCAAAUAUUCCAAUACGAACAAUUGAUGAAGCUAAUCAAUUAGCUGCUAAAUAUGUUUUUAGUCGUUCAAAAUCAAUAAAUGAACGUAAUCGAGAACGUGAACGUAAUACAUUAUAUAAUGAAAGACCAACUUCAACUAUGAGUUUGACUACUCGUUCAACACCACGUAAUCCAUCAAAUAGUAAUAUUGAUGAUAAAACACUUCGUGAUAAAUUACGUAAAUUUAUACCUGGUAAAAAAUAA
This is a messenger RNA of Rotaria sp. Silwood1, 1707 nucleotides long. Lineage: Eukaryota; Metazoa; Rotifera; Eurotatoria; Philodinida; Philodinidae. The record is from the annotation of a GenBank genome assembly.